CAACCAAUUUAUUCCACUGUCUGAUCUUGAUCCCAUCAAACAGUAAUAAUUAGCAAGAAAAUUAAUGGCAAAAAAUAAUAUAGUUCAUUGUCUUCUCAUCCUGGUCUUGUUUUCUUCUUCCUCCCGAGCAUCCAAUGGAGCCUACAAUGUGGAAAGCUUUGGAGCAAAACCAGACGGCAGGACUGAUUCUACACAAGCAUUUGUGAGGGCCUGGUCGGCUGCUUGCAUGUCGACAGGCCCAGCCACCGUGUACGUUCCUAGAGGGAGUUUCUUGGUAAAGCCGAUUGUGUUUAGUGGGCCAUGCAAGAAUAAGAUAUUGUUUAGGAUUGAUGGGAAAAUUUUAGGACCUUCAAAUUACUGGUCUUAUGGCAGUUCAGGAUUUUGGAUCUUAUUUUAUAAGGUUUCAAGGGUUAAUAUCCAUGGUGGCAUUGUUGACGCUAGAGGACGUAGCUAUUGGGCUUGCCGGAAUGCUGGAAAGAUUUGUCCACCUGGAGCUAGGUCCAUAUCAUUGGUGGCCUCAAGAAAUGUGAUAGUGAGCAGAUUAAUAUCGAUGAACAGCCAGAUGUUUCACAUUGCUAUAGACCAAUGCCGUAAUAUUGUGCUUGAAAACCUCACGAUUUCAGCCCCAAGUUUGAGUCCCAACACCGAUGGAGUUCACAUACAAUCUUCUACUGGAAUCAACAUUUCAAACUCCACCAUCAAGACUGGCGAUGAUUGCAUUUCAAUGGGUCCUGGCUCCAAGAACAUCCUCAUUCAACGCAUUGCCUGUGGCCCUGGACAUGGAAUCAGUAUUGGGAGUCUAGGAGAGCAUAGCCACGAAGAUGGUGUACAAAAUGUGACAGUAGCAGCUACAGUUUUCAAAGGCACUCAAAACGGUGUUAGAAUAAAAUCAUGGGGAAGGCCCAGCUCUGGCUUUGCUAGUAAUAUUGUUUUUCGCAAUAUCGUCAUGAAAAAUGCCUACAAUCCCAUUAUCAUCGAUCAGAAGUAUUGUCCCAGUGGUCAUGGAUGUCCUCAUCAGAAUUCAGGUGUGAAGAUAAGUGGGGUGACAUAUGAGAAAAUAAGAGGAACAUCAGUGACGCAAGUAGCUAUGAACUUCAUAUGCAGUUCAAGUAAUCCAUGCAGAGGAAUUAAAAUGCAGGGCAUUAAUCUUACGUACUUCAAUAGACCUAUUGCAACAUCAGUUUGUGUCAAUGCACAUGGCACUGCUUCUGGAUCUGUUCUCCCACCAAGUUGUUUCUAAAACAUUAUUAAUAUUUUCUAUUUUGUUAAAUAAGAAAAUCUUGAAAUUCAUUUAUUUCAUUUUUUUUAAAUCGAACCCAACGUUAUUAAGAUGUAAAAGUUUGAUC
Messenger RNA from Manihot esculenta (cassava), 1346 nucleotides. Its product is annotated as polygalacturonase-like. Gene Ontology annotation, biological process: carbohydrate metabolic process. The transcript has 4 exons. The coding region runs from base 65 to 1240 and encodes 391 amino acids. The record is from RefSeq and is a predicted model, not a curated record. Lineage: Eukaryota; Viridiplantae; Streptophyta; Magnoliopsida; Malpighiales; Euphorbiaceae. Gene Ontology annotation, molecular function: polygalacturonase activity.